AUGAAUCAAGAAAAUAAACGUACAAAAAUUGAUUAUGCUGCUCAAAAUGGUCGCCUUGAAGUAAUAAAAUAUUUACAUUCUAGAGGAUAUAAAGGAACAGAAUGGGCAAUUAAUUAUGCUGCAGCAAAUGGUUCUGAAUGUGCAAUUAAUUAUGCUGCAGUAAAUGAUGACCUUGAAAUUAUUAAAUAUUUACAUGAAUUAGGGUAUAAAGGAACAGAUCAAGCAAUUAUUAAUGCUGCAAUUAGGGGUUACCUUGAAGUAAUUAAAUAUUUACAUGAAUUAGGGUAUAAAUGUGUUAAAUGUGCAUUUAAUUCUGCUGCAAUGAAUGGUCAUCUUGAAGUAGUAAAAUAUUUACAUGAAUUAGGGUAUAAAGGUGAUGAAUUUGCGAUUAUUCAUGCUGCACAAUAUGGUCGCCUUGAAGUAAUAAAAUAUUUAUAUGAAUUUGGGUAUAAAUGUGACAAAUGGGCAAUUGAUUAUGCUGCAGAAUAUGGUGACCUUGAAGUAAUAAAAUAUUUACGUUCUAAAGGAUAUAAAUAA
Messenger RNA from Hydra vulgaris (swiftwater hydra), 537 nucleotides. The record is from RefSeq and is a predicted model, not a curated record. Lineage: Eukaryota; Metazoa; Cnidaria; Hydrozoa; Anthoathecata; Hydridae.